AUGGUUGUCUCCGAAUUAACAUUUUUGGAAAUUCGCGAUGAGUAUCCCGAUUUGGAUUCAGAAAUUCGUAGUAUUCUGACAGCACGUGCUCAGGAUGGUGCUACCAUAUCGGAUAUAAGAGAUGAUUAUCGCAAACUAACCGGUCUUACCUUUCCCAUAUAUGAAUCUGUUACGGAAUUUCUUCUAACCAUACCAUAUGUCUCGGCGUAUUGUAAUGAAAAUGGUACACGUAUCUUUAAUAUACGGCCGAUGGAGAAGACUAAACAUAUACAUAAUAUGGUUAUGGAACAGAAACCUCAACAAGAAUCAAACAUCGGUCACAAGCACCAACAACAUCAACCACAUCAGCAUCAUUUCUAUGAACCAUUGCAACCGAAAUCGGGACCACAACAAAUGGUUCCUUUUUCCAAGCAAAUGACAUCCCAAAAUGCUGUUGUUACCGAUAAUCUAAUGCUGAAAUCGGCUAACACUGAUAAGAUUGCUGUACAACAAGAUAAUUCUGAAGGUUUUGUUGAGGAUAAUUGGAUUUAUAAUGAUAAUUGUAAUUAUUUACUCAAUCGCAUACACAGCCAAGAACCUGUUCCCACUAUCUAUACCAAUCAAAUGAUGAUACCUAUCAACGACAUAUAUACCGCUGAUGAUCCACACUAUAAUCAGCAGCCACAAAAUCUACAACAAUUUGUUAAUGCAGUACCCGCCGCUGGUCAAAAUAAUUGCAAUAUUCAUCCAAAUAUUGUCAUGCCAUUGUCAUCAUCAUGUGAAAAUAAUAUGAAUUAUCUAAAUAAUUUAUUUCAAAAUCAUGAAUUGCCAACAAAUAUUGUUAAUACUAAUAAUAAUAAUAACAACAACAUAGCUCUUGGUAGUACCAAUGUUGGUGGUGGUGAUGUCCUAACAACAAAUCCUCGACGUUCUUCUUAUGGAACGCAGAAAAGUCUAAUGCCUCGCUCGAGCAGAUCAUCAUCGCCCACAGCCAAAAGUUGUUAUACAAAUGAUUCCAUGUAUACCGAUAGUGAUUAUGAAGCACAUCUUCUGGAUUUUCUUUUACUGGGAGAUGAUUUCUUUUUGUAUAUGGCCCGCAUGGAGCUUAGGUGUAAAUUCAAAAAACGUCAAAAAGUUUUACAAUCCGGUCUAUGUGUAUCGGGCCAAACAAUUAGCGCUGCAAUAAAACGUGUUUUAAACCUCAAUGAUAAUGGUCGUUCGAUUAUUGUCAAUAUCGGUUCAGUUAAUAUAAUGCAGGGACGUCAAUUAAUCCAAAUCCAACAUGAAUAUCGUGAACUAUUAACGAUAAUGUUGAAAAAAGGUAUACGGCCGAUUCUAACGACAUUGGCACCGUUGGCAAACUAUACACAUGAUGGUGAAAUGAAACGAACCCUGGAACGUUUCAAUCAAUUUGUUAAACGUGAAGGAGAACGUAACAAUUUAAUUGUCAUAGAUAUCUGGAAGUGUUUGGUGAAUGAAAAAGGUUGUGCGAGGUUCGAUUGUUACCAGAACGAACCCCGCAAUGUCACCGGCGCUGCUGAACCAUAUCUAUUCUGGAACAACAUCGGUCGCCAGCGUGUACUGCAAUUAAUCGAAUCUCAGUUGGAAUAUUGAAACCAAAUGUGAUAAA
Molecule: messenger RNA, 1609 nt
Organism: Musca vetustissima
Lineage: Eukaryota; Metazoa; Arthropoda; Insecta; Diptera; Muscidae
Product: maternal effect protein oskar
Exons: 6
Coding region: 1-1593 (530 amino acids)
Source: RefSeq, a predicted model, not a curated record